Molecule: messenger RNA, 492 nt
Organism: Fusarium venenatum
Lineage: Eukaryota; Fungi; Ascomycota; Sordariomycetes; Hypocreales; Nectriaceae
Source: RefSeq, a predicted model, not a curated record
AUGUCAUCCCCAGACCUCAUGACGCUAUUGGGUUAUAUCGAGGACUGCCUGAACCAGGAUAAGCUGAGAGCAUUUGUGAAGGGUAAACCAUACUGGUCCAUAUUCAUGAUUACAGGCAUCAAGGUUGCUCGCACAGGAACAAGACAAACGAGGGAGGAAAGCGGCGCAGCUAUCAAUGUCGGGCCAGAACUGGAGGUUCCAGCUCUUGCUAGUCUGACAGCUACUACUAACAUCAAUCGUGCCACCUCGGAAAGCUAUUCUGGAAAUUACACAAGGGAUUUCAUCUGGGCUAUUCGACUUGCUAAAGUGCGCAAUGGGUUUCUGAUGAAGGACUGGUCUGUCGCUGCAUAUACCAAGGGAGGGAUGUUCGCAAAUGGAAAGGACGAUGUAGAUGUUGAGAGUGCACUACAAGGUGAAGGAUUGGACGAGUUUCAGAUUUUUGAUGAUAUUGACCUGGAUGAGGCUAUUGUGUUGAACGAACAUGUUAUUUGA